Molecule: messenger RNA, 1110 nt
Organism: Neoarius graeffei (lesser salmon catfish)
Lineage: Eukaryota; Metazoa; Chordata; Actinopteri; Siluriformes; Ariidae
Gene: lrrc20
Product: leucine rich repeat containing 20
Exons: 7
Coding region: 259-759 (166 amino acids)
Molecular function (GO): protein binding
Source: RefSeq, a predicted model, not a curated record
CACUGCAGAAUGGGAAACACACACACACACACACACACACGGGAAUACUGAAGUGGCACAGACUUCCGCACGCGCUGCAGUGGGUGCUUGAGUGUGUUCGGGUUGUUGUGACUCGCAGGAGGGAAAUAAUUACACACAGCGACCAUCAGCCAUCAGCUGAGUGACACAAAAACGGGUGAGAGUGCGCGCCGUGCAUGACACACUGCAGUGUGUGUGUUUACUAAAGGUGUGCUUUAGAAUCCCUCACACUGGCACAGGAUGGGCGAGGCCGUGGCGAACGUGGCCCGGAGAAUCAACACGGCCAUGGAGGACGGAUCAGACACGUUAGAUCUAUCAGACUGUAAUCUGAUCAGUUUCCCUGAUGGCGUAUUAAAAAUGAUCCGCAGCCGUGCAGAUAAAAUACAGAAGAUCACACUGACCAACAACAAACUGAAGAAUUUAGGGGACAAGUUUUUCACCAUGUUCACCAGUUUAACAGAUCUGGAUCUGCAGGGAAACACUCUGACUAAACUCCCACACGCCUUCGGAGAAAUGCAGCAUCUCAUCAGCAUCAAUCUGUCUGAUAAUAACUUCAGUGUGUUUCCUGAACAACUGAUGAGUGUAAACACACUGCAGAACAUCAACAUGUCCGCAAACCAGAUCUCAGAGGUGCCGUGGGAGCGCGUGUGCGCGAUGUCGGCCCUCAGCGUUCUGGAUCUGAGAUCUAAUCCACUCACUUCAUCCCCACACACUUCACUGAAGUUUACUCUCCUCACAUAGACACACAGACUUCAGCUGACGACGGAUUGGACGAGGAACUCGGUGGAGAUCCGUCACUCCUGCACUCCAUCCCAAACCUCGCCAUACAGCGAUGGUUAUUAUGGCUGAAUAGUACAGAGGUCAUUUCCCACAGCUGGGGUCAUAGUCAUUAUAGUAUUAGAAGUAGGGUUAGAGUUGAUUGGGGUGGAAGGGUGUGUGAUUUGGGACGUUCUCAGUAAAUCAGAGCUGAACCUGAAGGUAAAACUCCUCGGCUUUGGAAGUUUGCUUGUGUUGAAAUUUUCCAGUUCUGGUCUCUGAUGCUGCUGCUGCUGUUUCUGCACUAAAUAAAGAUUCAGUGAAAUAUUGAUCAAA